Molecule: messenger RNA, 735 nt
Organism: Eucalyptus grandis
Lineage: Eukaryota; Viridiplantae; Streptophyta; Magnoliopsida; Myrtales; Myrtaceae
Exons: 4
Coding region: 1-735 (244 amino acids)
Source: RefSeq, a predicted model, not a curated record
AUGCCGAUGUCUAUGGGAAGGUAUCCUGUUCCACCCAACAAGAAGGGUGGGAUAGAAAAGUUGUUGUCAAGCUUUAAUGGACCACCGUUGAGUCAGAACAGAGGAAUCGCGCUGCAGAUCAUGCCGCGGGGUGGAUUGAACCAACCUCCAACUCAGGGAAGGACGUAUGCGAUCACCAGAGGACAAGUGGAGGAUGUGCCUAAUGUGAUCACAGCUGAAAAAUAUGUUAAGUUAGUAGAAUUAAUUCCUAAGUUGUUGGAGUCCGUGAUUAGCAUAUCUACACCGUUGAAGGAUAAGGUAUUAGCUACAGUGGGUUGUCUUGGUUGCAAGUUAGUGAUUGGUGAACGAGAGGGGAGGAUAGACUUGAUAGUUCUAGCCAUGUAUGAUUUUGAUGUGAUAAUUGGCAUAGACUGGCUCACCCACCAACGAGCUAAGCUGGACUAUUAUCGCAAGGCAAUUCAGUUUAACCUGUUAGUGGGCAAGGGUUACCAAGGUUACCUAGCGACUGUCGUGGACACGAUAGCAGAGGAGUUGAAUAUAGAAGACAUCGCAGUGGUCCAAGAGUUCCCAAACAUGUUUCCGAAAGAAUUACCAAGGUUGCCGCCAGAGAGAGAUAUAGAGUUCGUGAUUGAGUUAGCUCCUGGGACUGAGUCAAUCUCUAAAGCUCCUUACCGGAUGGCCUUGUCAGAACUUAGGGAACUAAAAGUGCAGAUGCAAGAGUUGUUGGAUAAAUGA